ACCGUCGCGCCGCGUCUUCCUAAGAGAGCUCCUGUCAGCCCGCUGAGCCCACCGCCCGCUCCCCGCUGCCCUGCGGUCUUCGCGUGGGCCAGAGGCGGAGGGACAACUAAAAUGGCGGAGCGGAGCCUAACGGCGCCCGAGGCAGGCAAUGAUAUGAGAAAUGAUGAUGCCAUCGGAGGGAAUGUGGGCAAAUAUAUGGUGCUUCCAUCUGGAUACUGUGGACAGCCCCAGAAAGGACAUCUUAUAUUUGAUGCUUGCUUUGAAAGUGGUAACCUUGGCCGGGUAGACCAGGUCUCUGAGUUUGAGUAUGAUCUGUUCAUUAGGCCGGAUACUUGUAAUCCACGCUUCCGAGUCUGGUUCAACUUUACUGUUGAAAACGUGAAAGAAUCACAGGUGAGGGAAAUAGUGGAUCCCUUCAGUGUGGUUUUGAGGGUCAUUUUCAACAUUGUUAAUUUCAGCAAGACUAAGAGUCUUUAUAGAGAUGGGAUGGCCCCUGUGGUGAAAUCUACCAGCAGGCCCAAAUGGCAAAGGCUGCCACCUAAAAAUGUUUACUACUACCGCUGUCCAGAUCACCGGAAGAAUUAUGUGAUGUCCUUUGCAUUUUGUUUUGACCGAGAAGAAGAUAUUUACCAGUUUGCUUACUGCUACCCAUACACAUAUACUCGUUUCCAGCAUUACCUUGACAGCCUGCAGAAGAGAAACAUGGAUUAUUUCUUUCGGGAGCAGCUAGGCCAGAGUGUGCAACAGCGGCAGCUUGACCUCUUGACAAUAACCAGCCCCGACAAUCUUCGGGAAGGGGCAGAGCAGAAGGUGAUAUUCAUCACAGGUCGAGUUCACCCAGGGGAAACACCUUCUUCAUUUGUGUGCCAAGGGAUCAUUGACUUCCUUGUGAGCCAGCAUCCUAUUGCUCGUGUCCUACGAGAACACUUGGUCUUCAAGAUCGCACCAAUGCUCAACCCUGAUGGAGUCUACCUGGGCAAUUACAGGUGCUCUCUGAUGGGGUUUGACCUGAAUCGUCACUGGCUGGAUCCCUCCCCAUGGGUCCACCCUACUCUGCAUGGGGUGAAACAGCUCAUCAUCCAGAUGUACAAUGAUCCGAAAACAAGCCUGGAGUUUUAUAUUGACAUCCACGCCCACUCCACCAUGAUGAAUGGCUUCAUGUAUGGCAACAUCUUUGAGGAUGAGGAACGGUUCCAGAGGCAGGCCAUUUUCCCCAAGCUCCUCUGCCAGAAUGCUGAGGACUUCUCUUAUUCCAGCACAUCCUUUAACCGGGAUGCUGUGAAGGCAGGAACUGGCCGUCGCUUCCUUGGAGGACUCCUGGACCACACUUCCUAUUGCUAUACCCUGGAGGUCUCUUUCUACAGCUACAUCAUCGGCGGCACCACGGCUGCAGUGCCCUACACUGAAGAAGCCUACAUGAAGCUGGGGAGAAACGUGGCAAGAACAUUUUUGGAUUAUUAUCGGCUGAACCCCAUGGUUGAGAAAGUGGCGAUUCCCAUGCCGAGGCUGCGGAAAGAAAAACCCCCUCCCUACAAGUACCCACUCCCGCUGGGCCCGGCCAGCAGCUACCCCAACGACAAAAGGGACAAGAAGAGCUCAGUGAACCACAAAGACCCUUCAAACUCUUUUUAAAGACAUGAAGUCUGGGGAGGUCUCAGGGGGACAGGAACGUGCAUUUUCUGUGGGACACGAAAUUAAUCAUCCUUUUCUGGUUUCCCAGAUAAGUAUUUGUGGGAUAACAAAUAGACUAGUGAAAGGGAAGAAAAAAUGAGAAAUUUCAUUAUUGAGUUUCCCCUUUUAUCAAUGGGAAAUCAAUUGUGAGCCUUCAGAUCCAGGCCAGGAGCAAAAUAGAAGACCUAAACAAGGCAAGAGUACACAUGAUAUUUUCCAAAACAUAGCUAUCCUAAAGAAAAACCCGUACAUCCCUUUGUAAGAUGUUCAGGUUAGUCCUUUCAAAGCCCCUUUACGUUUUUAAGUUGUUUAGUUACUACAUAUUGUUACUUUUUAGAUUUGACUAUAGUUGUUUUCAACUUUAGAGAUGCAGUGCCCAUUUUUUCUCAUCCAAAACAACAGCAACAACAUAUACAACCCAAAGACAAAUGUGCUGUUGGGAACAACGGGACAGAAUUUUUGAAAUCAGGGUGGUCUUAGACAUGUGGUCACUGAAUCUAUAGUCUGCAUGUUUUCUGGUUCCCCCAAGGCCCAUCAUGCAACUUCAGAAAACCAUUCAGAGAGCUUUUACCCUAUUCUCUGGGCACUUGAAUUAUUAACUGGGUAGUUUAAUUGAAACUUUAGUUCUAAAGGCGAAAAGGGUUGGCUACUCUUUCCAAAAGGUAUGUCAUGGUUAAAAUCUCCAGAUCUCUGGUGUCAGGGCCACCGAAAAGGUGGGCCUUGAUAACCUGCAAUGGGUCAGCUUGGGGGAAGAGUAAGUGCCAAGAGACAAAAGAAGGCACCCCAAGGCAGGUGGGAAUGAUAAAAUAAAGCAACAGCAGUAGUAACUCCCAAGGUGGUACAAGCUAAACAUUGUGCAUUUUUCUGAAGAGUAAGGUGUCUUUGCAUGAUGAAUGGGUCCAGGGGAGUCUGCUCCCCUCCUGUCUCUAGAAGCAGCAGGCUGAGUCACCAUGACAGCUUGCUAAUUAAAAUGACCUCCCAGAAACAAGGAAUAGGAGAUGAGGGAAAGGAGGCAAGACUCAAGGGAGAUAGGGCCUUUAGCACAAAGCUCCAGUUAAAUAUUCUUUUGGCUUGAGUUGGAGAUAUUUGAGGUUUGUUGCAAAAAGCAAGACCAAAGCUUGUUCUCUCUUUACUAGUUGGUUUCCAGAAAUGAUAACAAAGAACCGUAUGUUGUUUGGCUACAAAUGUCAUGUGUAUAUACAGCUUCUCCCCUUGGUUCUUGUUGCCCAAAGGAACAAAAAUA
Molecule: messenger RNA, 2914 nt
Organism: Choloepus didactylus (southern two-toed sloth)
Lineage: Eukaryota; Metazoa; Chordata; Mammalia; Pilosa; Megalonychidae
Gene: AGBL4
Product: ATP/GTP binding protein like 4
Exons: 13
Coding region: 112-1632 (506 amino acids)
Biological process (GO): proteolysis
Molecular function (GO): metallocarboxypeptidase activity; zinc ion binding
Source: RefSeq, a predicted model, not a curated record